Molecule: messenger RNA, 2888 nt
Organism: Mycotypha africana
Lineage: Eukaryota; Fungi; Mucoromycota; Mucoromycetes; Mucorales; Mycotyphaceae
Exons: 3
Coding region: 161-2815 (884 amino acids)
Source: RefSeq, a predicted model, not a curated record
GCAGGGUAAAAUCAGAAGUGCAGCUUGCUCUUAUAUAGUUUAUGUACAUGCAUAUUGACAUUAUUUGACUCUAUUUGGAUUCACAGGUAUUACACCGCUGUUUAGUUCAACUGAUGAUAAGAAUAGAUUUUUUAUCAACGAGUUCGGCAGCCCUAAUUAUAUGCAAGAUAUCAUGGCAACAGCAUAUAUAGAUUCCCAAUCGUCGUCCUCACCAUCACCAUCAUCAUCCAAAAGCAGUAGUGGUUUACUACAGCCACCGCUGUUCGUGAUCACAGAAAUUGAAAGUGAUUACAUACAGUUCUACUUCAUUCAUAUUCAACCUUAUUAUCCUUUAUUCGUACCUUCACUGUUUAAUCAGCAAUUUCAGCUCAAUAGUAUACCACGCAUUUUGAUAAAUGCUAUAUGUAUUCUGAGCUCGUUCCAUCAGCAAACAGGCGAACAUGAGAUUUAUUAUCAGAGAACUAUGAUGAUGUUGGAUGAAGCAGUAGGAAGGCCUUCUAUUGCAUUUUUUGAGAAAAGUAGAAAUCUUAUCAGCCGAGCAAUCGAUUUUUGUGAUAUAUUAAAGUUGAAUCCUUUAACAAUGACAACGCUUAGAGGAGCAACAGCAGCAACAGCAACAGCAACGAUAGAAGAUUGCAACAGAAUGGAUCUGGAGUUGGAGACUAAAAAACGCACAAUGGCUAUGGUUUUCACAUACUGUACCCUUUUAUGUGUGGAACAAGGACUAUCCGUAAACGGCUUUAUAACAGCAGCGAUGGAUGACAAAGUGCUUUCACUAUUCUUGCCCACAUCUACACAUACUGAUGAAGCGCUCUUCAUAGAUUGCCAACGCUGUGUUAUACCUUUUAUAGCCACUUUAUCUAAAAUCCACCAACACAUACAACGUGUCACACAAAGACAAGAAGUUCAAAAAGAUAAACGUACUGAGACACAGGUUAUGGAAGAAGCAAUGACAUUAAUACAAUUACAAGUCAGGGUCGACCGUGAUUACAUGAAUUUACCUGCACAAUUCUUACUGAAUUCGUCAUCAAGUGGUGUAAACAAUGACACUAAAAAAAGGGCAAAAAAUAAAGAGCAACCAAUGGUACUUGACUAUCCAUUUCCUGUGCCUGAAAAAGAAGAAGACCAAGAAAAACCAACAGCAGCAGCAAUAAAGGGUACUACACAUGUAGUAUCACCGAUUACAAGGUUUAUUCAUUUAUUGUAUCACUUAAACGUUAUCCUAUUGCAUCUUCAUUAUCUCAUGUAUCCUUUACCACCUGUCAGUAAAAUCAACAGCAUUACUAGCAACAUUGAAGAAAUCUACAAUGAGUACAAUCAUAAAGAGAUGUGCCUAUCGUCUGCAUCGAGCAUAAUUCGACUGGUAGAAUAUCUAUGGAUUAAAGAUCCAAACCAAGCGUUUAAAUACAUGCCUAGAGGUAUACAAUUCCUUAUUCAUUGCAUCACGUCAGCAGUUACAGUGUUCAAGGUAACAGCGGCAGCAGCAACCUCUCAUGCGACACUUACAAAUGAAAAACAAACUAUAGAAAAAGAGCACCAAAGAUGUUCUUAUCUAAUACAGCAGCUUACAGUAAAUUCUCCUUUGCGUGAAUUAAAAAAUUACGCAACCAAUAUGAUGAAUGCUCGAGCACCCAACAAUACCGAUAGUAAAAUGAGCAGUAUGAACACGUCUCCAUCUCCUACACAUUACAUCCAGCCAUUUCUAUCAACCAAAAGCAAUAGUAAAAGAGGGAAUACAAUGCCUUCGACAAACUAUUACAACAUUGUACCAACAACUUUGCUUCAUUCCUCAAGCGCCGAUAUCCCUUCUCAUACAUUUCAACACCAAUACCACCAACCGCUGAAUAAUAUACAUGCCAUGCCGCUACAAGUAACUUAUCACCAACCUCACCAGCCAAGGCCUUUGCUAAGAAGAGGAAUGGCUCAGUCUUGUCAAGAUCUAAGGUCUUUCAACAAUAACAAUGGCAAUUAUCACUCUCACCAUCAUUGCCGAAAUCCAUCUGUUAUAUCCUCCAAUAGUAGCAUAUCAAUCAGCAUGAAUAUCAAUCGUCCUCGUCGCCAAAACAGUAUUAGUAGCAAUCAGAGCAGUAGGACAGUAUCUCCAAGUUCACCUUACGUAAAACCUACAGCUACAAGCAACCCUGUGCAUACUAGCACGAUAUUACAGCCACAAGCACCCUCUGACCCAUUCAUACCAAUUGCUGUUCCAUAUCUUCAUCAGAAUAAAAUUAAACGGGUCAAGAAAAGUAUAUCUAUUCAUGGCAUGUCUGAUAUCUAUCAUCAGCAACAGCAACAAGCACAAGUUAAUCAUCGUCAUUCCAUGCACGAACAAUCAAUACAACAACCAGCACCGCCGCCACAGGUGCAAGGUAUCUUCCCUUUACAGCAUCAACAAUUUAACAGCGCUAACGCUUCUUUAUAUACCCAACAACCUACUGCUGCUACAACUACCAUUACAGCGCUUACUCCUGCUAUUCCCGCAGCAGCAGCUAUAACUACAACUGCUAUUGAAGAUAACUUUUUACAUCGACCUUACCAACCGAGUCUUGAUGACGAUCUGAACACCUUUCCUUUAAUUGGUCAACAUACAAAUAAUUACAACAAUAAAAAAUUUAUGGAGCUUUUACAUAACGGUAGCGCUCCUGGUACAAUGGUGGAUACAACAAUGAUGGACAACAAUUUCAACUUUUUUGACAUAGCACCAUCUACAAAUAUGAUGAUGAUGGAUUAUGACGUUACAACCGCUUCAGCAGCUUUAUCAAAUCACGGAGGCGACAUAUUGAUGCAACAACAGCAACAACAGCAAUACCAAUGAUUUUUUCUGCCAUUUAGAUUUGUAUGCAUUAUUCUGUAUUAACUAAAUAAAAGCCCUUGUUUUCUAUCUAACG